Molecule: messenger RNA, 1837 nt
Organism: Vitrella brassicaformis
Lineage: Eukaryota; Vitrellaceae
Source: the annotation of a GenBank genome assembly
UGCUGCGAUGCUGGAGAGGGAGAGAGGGCCGCAUGAACGAACGCACUCACUACAUGACACACCGCACACACCCACAGACUAGACGAACCUACCUAACCCACAUUCAUCCACUCUGCACGCACUUAUGCAUCCCAUCAGCACACAGCACGUCAGUCAGUCAGGAGUCUCCCCUCAGACUCAGAACGAGCACGAAGGCCCAUCACAGCUGCGGAACUGGCCCUGCCCGAAGAAGCGAGAGCGACCCAAGGACACGAUGCCCUCUGCAACACAACACAGACACACACAUGCCAGAGGCCAUAUAAUGACCGUGUCUGGUGUGAUGCAUCACAUCACACUGGGUGCAUACCGCUGCCGUAGAUUCUGCCCGUGUUGAAGUUGACAUUGCUGCCGAUGCCGCGUGGCCCAGUGUUGUAGGCCGGCCCGACGAUUGAGCUUCUCGCCUGCAGGCGUCGCUCGUCGGACUCCUCCUUGGUCGGCUCCUCCUCAUUGACGAUCUGGGCGACGGCGCAGUAGCCGUUGACCUCGGGGAUGCCGUCGCCACAGCCGCCCUCUGGCUUGGGGCGGAAGAGGAGCGCCUCGUCCUUGGACACUUCCAGGUAGUCGCCGCCGAAGAAGUCGAUCUUGAUGGAAUCGUGCUUCUUGUUGCGGGUCACCUGUGAGUCACAGGCAGGCAGACAGCGAGAAAUGAGGUAGGGGUGCGUAUUCGGGGCUUGUGUGUCAUCAGAUGCUUUACCAUUCGGACUUUGUAGACCCUCUGGAGGAACUCCUUGACGCCCUCCGAGGAGCCGACACCCAGGUCGUCCAGAUAGAGACUGUCAAUCUGCGCACACGCGACCACACCAGCAAAGGUGUGCUUUGGGUGUAGAGGCGCAUCCCGGAUGUGUGUGUGUGUCCGUGUGUGUGUGCGUACAUUCUCAAAAUUGGACAGGUCCUGUCCGACGAAAUCGAAGGGAUUGACCGCAUCGAUCUUGCUCUUGGUGUCUGCACACAUCACAUACGCCCACAUACACACAGACAGAUGAUGCACAGGCCCAUCUCCCCCCCCUCUAUGCAUGUGGAUGCAUUGACUUACGAACGACGUCCUUGUUGCCGGAUACGCUGAUCAGGUUGCCAUCCGCGUCAGGUCGCUGGUCCUUGGUGACCUCGACGGCAGCAACGGUGACGCCGAGCAGCACCAAGAUGGUCGCCACAUACAAAAUCGCCAAGCCCGCCACAACCCACUUGAGGCUGCGGGUCUUCUUCUUCUCCAUGUUCAUCUGGCGGGCGGCCGACAACACCUCCUGGACGCUGCAGGCACCCACAGACAACAGGCACACACACGAGACACGUGACAGAUGUCACUCGGCCCGUCUCCCCUCCCCCUCUCUCACCUGAACAUGCCAUCGCCGUCAGUGUCCCAGGAGCGGAGGAUGUCCACCAUGCGCUCCGCCUCAUCCUUGCUGCCUUCCGUCUUGAGAGCGGAGGCCCUGAACAGACAGAGAGACAAGACCCCCCGCCGCGUGUGCGUGUGCGGGUGUGCGCACGCGCUGGAUCUGGAUCUGUGUGCAUACCGGAACUUCUCAGUUCUGCUGUUGGGCGGGGCAGUGGCCAUCUCGGUUGCGAUUGCUGAGGGAGUGUUGAUCAGAUGCGAAGUCACUUGAGAGGUCUCGGGGAAGCUGAGAUGCGAUGUGGCGAUGAUAGAUCUGUCGUGAAUGCAAUGAGAGAUGUGCGAUGGGAAGAGUGUUGUCGAGUGUUGUCCAAACCUCCGCCCCCUCAGUCUUCCCUCCUUUCCCAAUCCUUCGCAACCCUACCCUAACCCUGUAACCCCGUGUAAAACUUCUACAGCAAAAGCUGUCAU